Apiotrichum porosum is the source of this 1080-nucleotide messenger RNA. RefSeq lists its product as uncharacterized. Bases 1 to 1080 code for a protein of 359 amino acids. Gene Ontology annotation, molecular function: oxidoreductase activity. The record is from RefSeq and is a predicted model, not a curated record. Lineage: Eukaryota; Fungi; Basidiomycota; Tremellomycetes; Trichosporonales; Trichosporonaceae. The transcript is spliced from 3 exons.
AUGACGGUCAGCUCUGCAGUGACAAACGUCCUUGUCAUCGGCGGCGGCCCCGCGGGCCUUUCGACCGCCCUGACGCUGGCACGCACGCUCCGCAGCGUCACCAUCUACGACUCGGGCGAGUAUCGUAACGCUCGCGCAUCGCACUCGCACACUAUCCCAGGCUUCGAUGGAAAGGACGCCGCCGACUGGCGUUCAGCUGCGCGCGCCGAUCUGGGCAAGUACCACAACGUUGAGCGGCACCAUGGACAGAUUGUCAGUCUCGAGAGACUGGCCGGCGGCAGCGUAUCGGACCCGACGCCGACACGGUUCCGCGCCACCGACGACGAGGGCAAAGUCAUCGAGUGUCGCAAGGUCGUGCUUGCUACGGGCUUGCAGGACGUGCUACCCGAUAUUCCUGGCCUUGCCCAACAGUGGGGCAAGCGCGCGAUUCACUGCAUCUUCUGCCACGGCACAGAGACCGCACAUGGAGCCAUGGGUUUCCUCAUCACCCCUCAGCAGGCGGCACUGAAUCCCAUGAUCGUCGGCGGAGCGCUGACCAUGUGGCCGACCUUGGACCACUCGCGCAAGGUGUUCCUCACGCAUGGGCUGGACCCGGACGUCGAGGCGGACCUCAAGACAUCUGGUCUGGAGCCUCAUUUGAAGAUCCUCAAGGCUAGGGGUUUUGAGAUCAUCUCGGACCCUAUCGCCCAAGUCGAGGAGCACAAGGACGGCCUGCACUUCACGUUCACGACGGACCGUGAGCCCCUCGUCCUGCCAUACCUCAUGGUGAUGCCCGAGAAAUCGCACCCGCCAGCCAGCGUCGCCUCCUUCCUCACCCCGUCCUUCCUGCACGCCCCACUCGACCCGGGUGGUACCGUUCCUCCCGUCCCAGCAGACGCACCACCUGCCCACAUGCCCCCUCGCUCUGGUGCCGACCCGCGCACCCCGGCCCGCGGCGUGUUCUGGGCCGGCAACGCCGGCAGCGCGGCGGCCAAUGUGUCCAUGAGCGUCGGACACGGACAGGUGUGUGGCGUUGUUGUUGCUGGAGAGCUGGGCGGAGAAGACUUGGCCGCUGAGGCGGCGGCUCUGGCCAGCGAGUGA